AUGGAAAAUGAUCAUGCGUCUCCUUCUUGUUUCAAUGGCCGUCUUCUUCGGCUUCUUGCGAAGCAUUCCAACCAGCAUUAUACGGGAUUGCAGAUGGCUGCUCAUGGACAGCGGGCGGCCCUGACGACCGCAUCCCGACGGCGGAUCCGCCAAGUGGCGAUUGGGCUGGUGUUGCGACAUUUCACUGCUCCAUGGGCUGAGCAAUUUCUUCCUGAUGCUGAGGUUCAACUGCAGCAAGCGUAUCCUGGAAGAGCUGAGCUUGUCUCGUCUGUAUUUGCUCCUCGUGUUGCUUCCAAGCUUGGGCAGAGGGCGACUGAGUUCACGUUCAGCUCACAGGCGCCUGUCUUUACGCCGGGCGUUGCACCCCCGCUUCCGAUGAUCUCUGUUCCGGAGUUUCUUCAGAACUCUCAGACCACGUGCGACAUACAGUUUCCAUCUCACAAUGCACUAGCCGAAGACAUGAACAACACGAUAGCGAUGCUCAAAGGCAAGCUCGACCAGUUGCCAUCAUCCUCUGUUUGUGCUGAUGCAGGCUAG
Messenger RNA from Prorocentrum cordatum, 537 nucleotides. NCBI's taxonomy places the organism in Eukaryota, Dinophyceae, Prorocentrales, Prorocentraceae. The record is from the annotation of a GenBank genome assembly.